AUGCACUCGCCGGCUCUCGCUGUUCUUCUCUCCGCCGCCCUUGUGGCUGGCCAGACCAACACCGAACUCCAGACCCAGUUCCCUACGGCCGCCAGCUCAACUGCAUUGCCUGCGGUCCGCACAAUUGCCGCAGGUGAGACCUUCGAUGGCGGGAUGGCUGAGUGGGAUCGCAGCCCGUCGACCUGCCAAGAUCAGACCGAAACCGGUGACAAGGACGCCGUCUUCAUUCUCGAGGAGGGCGCCACCCUAAGCAAUGUCAUUAUCGGACCCAACAACGGCGAGGGUAUCCACUGCAAGGGCACCUGCACGCUCAACAACAUCUGGUGGACUAAAGUCUGCGAAGACGCCGCGACCUUCCUCCAGUCCUCGGGAACCUCGUACGUCAACGGCGGCGGCGCGCGCGGCGCGUCCGACAAGGUACUCCAGCACAAUGGCGGCGGCACGGUGGCGGUCAAGAACUUCUUCGCCAGCGACGUCGGGAAGGUGUACCGGUCGUGCGGCAACUGCGACUCGAUGCAGGAGCGCCACUCAACUUUCACCAACAUCCGCGUCGACGGCGCCAAGGUGGUGGCGGGCAUCAACAUCAACUAUGGCGAUACCACGACCAUCUCGGACUCGUGCCUCCUCGACGGUGCGGAUUGCUGGUUGUAUGAGGGUAAUGAGAGCGGAGAGGAGCCUACCAAGGUGGGGAGUGGCCCGGAUGGAAAACAAUUCGUCAUGUGUGAAGACGCCUGGAUCUAUUGCCGUCAUAUCCUCGUCCGAGUACACGUAGGCAGUGGUCACCGAGAUGAUCCGGAUGCCGUCCUCGCGCGCCGCCAAAAUAGCAUAUUGCAGAAUGGUGUCUUUGGCACGGUUAAUCUUGAACCUGUCGUUUUCCAGGACUUUAUGGAGAUGCUAGUUCUGGAGAUCGAUGAUCAGGAGCGCGGGAUCAACGACGAUAAGCGUCAGCGCACACCACAGGUUCAAUUGUCGCUGGAUGAACUCUGGGGAUGGAGGGUUGAGUGA
This is a messenger RNA of Chaetomium globosum CBS 148.51, 1005 nucleotides long. RefSeq lists its product as uncharacterized. Gene Ontology annotation, biological process: pectin catabolic process. The record is from RefSeq and is a predicted model, not a curated record. NCBI's taxonomy places the organism in Eukaryota, Fungi, Ascomycota, Sordariomycetes, Sordariales, Chaetomiaceae. The transcript is spliced from 3 exons. Gene Ontology annotation, cellular component: extracellular region. The coding region runs from base 1 to 1005 and encodes 334 amino acids. Gene Ontology annotation, molecular function: pectate lyase activity.